Odocoileus virginianus texanus is the source of this 714-nucleotide messenger RNA. It is a transcript of the gene CUNH3orf22, whose product is annotated as chromosome unknown C3orf22 homolog. The record is from RefSeq and is a predicted model, not a curated record. Lineage: Eukaryota; Metazoa; Chordata; Mammalia; Artiodactyla; Cervidae.
UGGGUGAGGCUGCGGGCCUGGCCCCGUGUCCUGGGCCCAGGGCCUGGUGCAUGGCAGCCAGGACCAUGGCCAGCGUUCGCCUCCCCCAGGUUCAUCACACAGGGUGGCCACUCCGGCUGAAGGGUGCACCCCAGUGUAGCCCCCUUCUGUGAUGGACCCGAAGGCCCCCAAGAAGUCCCACCAGGGAAAGAAGAGUAAGGCCAGGAUGCAAGAGAAGUUUGCCAGGAAGUUUCCAUACAGGUUCUCCUGGCUGAUGGAGACCAGCUCAGAGCUCCUGCAGCCCUGGGAGCUAACGAAGAUGAGCAGCUUGCCGCGGGAGCAGCUGCCCCUGCAGAAGACGCUGCUGCCCACAAGGUCCAUCCCCGUCCGAGGGAUGGGGGCACCGGAUUUCCUGCCUCUGUCCUGCCUCCAGCCGCCACCAUCGCCGCCAAGAAACCUCUGGGAGCUGGCGCUGCUGACCCGCCGCUUCCCCAGGCCCGCAGCCCCCCCGCCCGCCCCCUGGAGUCCCGCUCUGCACCGCCUGUCUCUGGGCCACUCGGGCCCCACGCGCUUGUGACAGUGGCCACCGGAAGCUCCCUCUGGGCAGAGGUGACCUAUGGGAAGGCGAGGAGCCCUGGCGAGGCCUCCGUCGGAUACACGCUGCAGGUUCACGGCCCCGGACGGUCGUCUGCACGCCAGCCCCACAUUCUCAUCCAUAAAGUGCGAUGAUGGUCA